This is a messenger RNA of Cladophialophora yegresii CBS 114405, 2397 nucleotides long. RefSeq lists its product as uncharacterized. The record is from RefSeq and is a predicted model, not a curated record. Lineage: Eukaryota; Fungi; Ascomycota; Eurotiomycetes; Chaetothyriales; Herpotrichiellaceae. Bases 1 to 2397 code for a protein of 798 amino acids. The transcript has a single exon.
AUGAUGGCUCAGGCAAACCCAAACUUACCAGUCCCCCCUUCAUUUCCAUCUCCUGCUGAAGUCAGAAACAAGUCAAGGGCCUAUUCCAAAGAGAUCUUCAACAGCUGGACCACCCUCCGUGACAUUUUGGCGCGUCGCGAGGAGGCGAUUCGAAAACGCUGGACGAACAAGAGAAGAGAACAACGCCAGAAAAUUCUCUUGGCCGCUUGGCCAGGCAUGCCCGAGCGACACCGCCCAGAUUUUCACGAGCUUGGGAAGACCGGAUCCCGUGCUGCGUCAAGAAACAUCGAAGCUUUCAAAUAUCCCCAUGUCAACCAGGAAGAUCUUCUCCAAGGAAGAGCAUUGUUAUUCUUUUUGAAUUCACGAGGUCGAAACCCACCCCAUACCUUUGCCCACGUCGAUCUCGACGCAACGCAUGUUGGACAGACCAGCAAGAUGAUCAUGCCGGUAUUCCUCAACGAAUACACCAUGUACAUCGCUGGCGAAUCAGAUCCAGAUAGCUACGGUCGCCUGGUUAGCUGGGACGAUGACGACGACGCAUUCAUGCUGAUGCACAAUUGUCUCCAGUUCCACCCGGGGACGGGGCUUCUUGUUUUGGAGAUCCAGAGCAAGAUCUAUUCUUUCCUUCUCGAAUGCUGCUUCCAACUCUUCCACGAUGUUCCGCGAGACGAGCUGGCCAGCGUACAACUUCCUGAGCAACCUGAGCCACCAUCGAUCGUUGCUUCUGGGACCUCCUAUGCACAACUUUCUUCAGUGGCAGCAGAAGCGCCAUAUAGACUGCCGGCCAAGCUUGAUACGCACAGGCUUGUGCUCCUGGUAGAGGCCAAGCGAGCUGCUGCUGAAGACCAUGUUUGGGAUCUUCGGGAAGAUCCAGGCUAUUUCGCAUCGGUGGCUGUUGAUCAAGCGCAGCAUCGCCAGGAAAGCCUUCUCGACACGCGAGGCCAACGCCAUUCACACGACGACGACGAAGCCUUCUGGAACCGAGUCAUAAGAGGCGUAGCGGUCGAUGCUUACAUGUCGUUUCUCAGUUGGGAUGUGCUUUACCACUACGCAGUCAAUCUAGACGAUGCAUUCAAAUCUGCGGGAACUCUCGACCACGAUCAACCUCUGCCUAAGAAGCUCGAGGCCGCCCUGGUGGAGUUAUGCUUCGCCACCGGGAUGACCUCGAAGGGUCUGAUUGGAGAGUUGAAAUACAGCGUGCCAGCUUCGCCACCGAUGCGCGAGCGCUUUGUUCGAGAACCCCAACAACCUGGAACCACCGUCGUGCGAACCAAGACGAAACAGGAUGUUGGCAAGGAUCCCUUACUACAGCUCUUCAGCAUGCUAUGGGACGACAACCAGGUGUUCUUAGUGCAGCUUCCCAACCUCGUAGAUGAGUUGCAGCGAUGCGUCGACCACGACCCUGGUCAGAAGGGCAGAAUGUCGUCCUGCGUCGCCGCGUACUUCUCGGACCUGGCCCUCAUUGCACAAAUCGUCAGGCAGGUAAAGACCUUCUUUCCGUGGGCCGCGGGUUUGGAACUAGAGAUGAGCCCAGAGAAGCGAGGUCCAGGCUACACCAAAGCCACGGAAGAUGCGGCAACUGUCUUUGGAUUGUUCCGUGAAGACAUUGCUCCGAAUCUUGCGCACAUCGUCGUCCCACUCUCAAGACACUUGAAAUAUCCCAUCGAAAAGGCCGACAACGUGACAAACGUGAAUGCCUGCCGCCAAGCCGAAGAUCGGCUGGACAGAUUGUGGAAGGUCGUCGAUGCGCAUUUUCGAAAACACACCAGCAAGACACUUCAUGAGAUAUUCCUCGGUCGCGAUGUGGAAGCUCGAGAGAUCCGUCGCACGGCAGAAUGGACACCCUCACCAGCGCCUAACAAGGGGAAAGAAAUUGAAGCUCCUAGCGACUCAUUUUCCCGCCUUGAGAUCGGAUUCGAACUCGACAAACCAGGCAAAUUCAAAGAAGGACCCGAAGGAUUUCGAGCAUCCAAGGUCAAAACCCGCGGCCCAUCGCACCCGCCGCCCGAUUUUAGUGAUGGAACACCACCUGUACCCAUCGACGAUCCGACUUCCCUUUCGACGCCCCCCUUGCCAGUCUUCACCCUCCGAAGCCGCGCAUACAAAGUCUUCGCCUCUCUCUUCCCGACACCCUCCAACCCCUUCCAGGACGGCGGCGAGAUCCACUGGACGGAUUUCCUCCACGCGAUGACGAGCAUUGGCUUUGCAGCGGAAAAGCUAUACGGCUCCGUAUGGCAAUUCACCCCGCCGGAUGGAAUAGAUGGGGAAAACACUCGGGGAAUUCAUAUCCACGAACCGCAUCCAACGCCGAAGAUGGGGCUCGGCACGGCGAGACGGGUCGGGAGGCGACUGGGACGGAGGUAUGGACUUGGCGCGGAGAGGUUCGCUUUGGCGUGA